AAGCAAUUUGGCGAUAAGUGUGCGCGAAGCUGGAGGCAAAAAUAAAGCGACUAUAAAAUCAUUGAACGCUUAGUUAGAGCAUUACAGUCAUUCAACAGAGAUCAGACCAAACACGCGAAUAACGCAAAAGCGCUUGAAAGUAGAAAAGUGAAGCAGUGAAGAAUACAUCUUACGCCUAUUUCUUUUAUAAAGCCAUCAAAAGUACCACUUAGUGCGAAAUUUAAUUUUAAACUGAAAUUCUAUUAAAACAAUAUACAAGAAGUACCUUUGUGAACACAGUGAAGGAAAAAUGCAAAAUUUCAGCAAUAAACAACUCAUCACUUUUACUAUCGCCUUACUCCUGCUGCUAACACAAAUGGCCCAAGCGCAGCGCCCCUCCUUCGCCGGCAUUCGUCAACCUGGCCUCAAUCAAAAGGAUAAAUACAAUAUGAAUAAUAAUGUAAAUAACGGCAGCAACACAGGUAUUGUCAAUCGCUUUGGCCAACCAGAUGAGCCACCAACAUUGGCCUUUGGCGCUACACAGAAACCACCCGCAAACUACAUACCAGUCGUCUUCCCCGAGUCCAACUAUUUGCCAUUGGCAUCUUCGACCGCAAAACCCGUGUCUGAUAUGAUUGCAAAUCGUUUUGGCAGCGGCGAUAAUGUAAAUACAAAUGCUAAUGCUGUUGUCAGCAAUGACGUAGGCGGCGCGCCUCCCCGCUUGCCCAUCGAUGCGAAAAAUGAUAAAGAGUUAGUGGCCAUAAUCAACCGUUUGCCGGAGGAUCAACGACCUUUCUGGUAUAUCAACGCAGCUGCGAUCGAGGCGCAGAGAAAUUCAUCAUUCGUGAAUUUCGCUGGAGCGGUGGACUCGCGAAGAAGUUUCUUUGGUUAAAGGAAAAUCUCCACACGCAGGCACACACGUACUUAAUAUCCCAUCAAUGCGCAAUUCUUUUCGAAUGUUUAAGCUUUUAGUAUUUAUUAUAUUACAUAUACUUUUUAAAAUUUUAUUAUUCUUAAAAAAAUAUGUGAAACUCGCUUAUUUGUAUUACUAUUACCAUAUCUGGCUUGAUAAAUUUAUCGACCUACCAAAGCAAUUGUUCCUGAAGAAGCCACCCAAGAACUGUAUUUUUUAUUUUUUCAAAAUAUACACAAUAAAAAGUUAUUAAUAAUCAAACAAUCCACAAAGUGGAUUCAAUAAAAUAACAAGCAAUUACUAAAA
Anastrepha ludens (Mexican fruit fly) is the source of this 1198-nucleotide messenger RNA. RefSeq lists its product as uncharacterized. The transcript has a single exon. The record is from RefSeq and is a predicted model, not a curated record. Bases 290 to 871 code for a protein of 193 amino acids. NCBI's taxonomy places the organism in Eukaryota, Metazoa, Arthropoda, Insecta, Diptera, Tephritidae.